Molecule: messenger RNA, 919 nt
Organism: Momordica charantia (bitter melon)
Lineage: Eukaryota; Viridiplantae; Streptophyta; Magnoliopsida; Cucurbitales; Cucurbitaceae
Product: Lactoylglutathione lyase / glyoxalase I family protein
Source: RefSeq, a predicted model, not a curated record
CCGUUCAUUGCCAUUUCGCGCACCAACUUUUUUCCCUCUAUAAAUGCAGCGUCUCAGUAGCCGGUUUCUUUUCCUCACGCCAUUACUGUUUGUCUUCUAGUUUUCUCUCUCUCAGGGUUUCCUAUCGUUCUUCCUUCUUCCCCCUUUUCGUGUUGCUUGAAUCGUCGCUUCAAUGGCGCAAUCGGAGGUUCAGAAUGGAGGAGGAGCUGAGAAGGCGUUGAGUUUCAAGGCUCUCAAGCCUCAACUGCUCGUGGAGGCGCCGAAGGCUACCGACGCCGUGCUGUUCUACAAGGCUGCCUUCGGCGCGGAGGAGGUCAGCCGUACUCUGCAUCCGAAACGCAAGGCUGAGCAAGAAACUCCGGCCAUUCUCUCCGCUGAGCUCAGCCUUUCUGACUUCACCUUCCUAGUCUCUGAUGUUUUUGACGAUUCUGCUGCUGCCGGAAAAGUUGCUGAAUCGAGAGUUGUGCUGUUCUUGGAAACGGUGGACAUCGAAGACGCUGUCUCGAAGGCCGUGAGUGCUGGAGCUGUUGUAGAGUCUGAGAUUGCUGAAGGCGAUGGCCCGUACAUCGGCAGUCGCGUUGCCAAGCUGAAGGAUCCAUUCGGCUUCAUCUGGCUCAUUGCUACUCCGGCCAAGAAAACCGAAGCCGUCGAGGCCUAACUUCUGCGUCUUGCCUAACCUAACGUGCAGUUUUUUCUUUCGAUCUUAACAUCGCUUUCAGGCUCUUAGGAUUUAGGUGGCUUUAACUCAUGUUCAGCGUUAACUUGACUCUUUUUGGAUACGUAGUUCAUGACCAUUGGCCCUGUGUUUGGCAUUCUGUGAACGCUUGUGGACCGUUUUGGUAAUGCUUUUAUUAUUGGCAUCUGUUAUUUACAGUGCCUCUCAACCUUAAAAUGCUAUAUUUCCUGCUCGUCGUCCUCA